AAGAAGGCGGGGCACCACGUUAGUUAGUGGUUAUUGGCAGUACUUAGUAUUUCGUCCACGACAGGCUAGCAGUAGGUUGUCAACAGUUAAAUCUCUGAAAUGAACGGUUUGGACGAGGAACCAAUGGCGCCACAGACGUUUCUUUACGGGUGUGUGCUCGAAUCUGGAAAAGAGGUGGUGUUCAAUCCUGACGACGAUGACUUUGAGCAUCAGCUAGAUCUAAGGAUGGCCUGUGUGGACCCCAGCACAAAAGAUGAACUUCACAUGGUGGAGGUGGAAGGACAAGACACAGAGGGUCAGAAAAUCAAGGCAGCACUGGUUUCACUCAGGCCCUCAACCCUUCCAAGUGUGUGUCUCGGUGGUUUCACAAUCACGCCCCCAGCAGUUUUCCGUCUGAAGGCAGGUUCUGGUCCGAUCCAUAUCAGUGGACAACACCUUGUCAUGAUGGAAGCUGAUCAGUCUUUUUAUGAAGACGACGACGAUGAUGAUGAGGAAGAGGAAGAUGUCAAAACAUCAAAGAAAAGACCUGCUUCCUCCCCCGCCCUCAAGUCUCAGAAAAAAAUGAAAAUGGACGUGGAGGAUGAUGAUGAUGACGAUGACGAAGACGAUGAUGAUGAGGAUGAUGAGGAUGAUGAUGAUGACGAAGAUGAUGAGGACGAGGAGAGCGAGGAAGAAGAAACACCUGUUAAGGCCAAGCCAACACCAUCCAAAAAAGCCCCUGCCCAGAAUGGCAAGAGCUCUAAAGCCGGCACUCCAGCCGCAAAGCAGGAAAAGACGCCUAAAGGAAAGGGUGAGAAGUCACCUAAAACCCCACCAACCCCAAAGGGAAAUUUAACAAUUCCUGAGAUUAAGGACAAGUUGAUGGAGGCCGUGAAGAAGGGAGUGACGCUGCCUAAAGCCCAGCCCAAGUUUGAGAACUUUGUGAAGCACAGCUAUAAAGUAUCAGACGGCAAGGCUGUUGCAGAGCUGUGGAAGUGGAGACAGACAGUGAAGGAUCCUAAAUAACAGUCUCAGUAGUUUUAUGUCUUUUUAUGACUUGUUUGUACCCAUAACACCUCUCAAACCCUUUGAAGCCAAACUCCGUGCCUCACACUUGUCAAUUCAUUCAAAGUCUAGUCCAUCUCCAGCUGCCCUUCUGUAUGAAGACACUAGAGAGGUGGUGAUGUGGAUGGUGACAGUGCACUGGCAUCUUUCCAACUCCAUCACCCUCUCAUCAGGGCAGAGAAACUAUUUGGUUUGUUCAAUAAACCCUUGGAGAACCAAAUUACAAAUUUGCAUCUUUGUAAAUGUGUAAAUAAAAUUCUCGCUAGAUUGUCAACACCUGAUAUGGAGGAUAUCUUCAUGUGUUUUUUAUAUUUACAGUAAAGGUUGAUUUGGCCUCAUGCAGGGACAAUAAAAAUGUACCUAUUUGAAGUUCAAUAAACAUUAACUUCAAAUCUAUUUUCAACAGCCAAUAAAACAUCAGCUAAUGGCCAUGGUCGCAUUAUUUGUCAGAUUUGGUAAAGCUGAAUAUUUGGCUGACAUCAGCAGUGACCAGAAUAUUGAUAUUGAUCUAGCAAUAUUGAUUUGUCUGAUGCCAUUAUGAACAUAAACACUCUGCACUUUUUGAAAACACAACUCCUGUUGGGUGUGUUUGAAUGUUUAUGCUAUUGUGAGAUUCCUAAGGUAAAGAUCCCAUGACGCCAAACUGUCCACUUUGCUUGUUUGAGACACUGUUGUAUGAGAAUUUUUUUUCUCCCUGUACAUUUUCAAACAUCUUACCGUCCGGAAAUAAUCAGCCAGUUCUUGGGCAACAAGUUGCAUUGACUUUCAAGGGCUAAAUGUCAGAAGUGAAGCACCCCACACAUUUCAGCAGCAUUGGUCUAAGUUUAGAUUUGUCUGACUGCAUUGUGUUGUCUUAACUACUGAUAACAAGCCAAAUGUUGAGUACUUAGUCUGUAAGUGACUGAAUGCAUGAAGGAAUUAGCAAUGAGUUGUUUCGUUUUUGUUUGAGAGUUGCUUAUAACCUUCCAAACCUAUAAAUGCAGAUUUGGAGAAUUCAUGGAAAUGUUCCAUGUCAUAAUGUUCGAAGAAAUUCCAACCUGUACUCAAGUUGAAUAAAAUUUUGUGCUCAUUUGACCUGUGAAAGUUAUAUUUAAAAUGUUAAUGCAUGAGGCCUGUUACAGCAGAAGAUCAUUCCAUGUUCUGGAGAAACAAGUGUAAGUUUGUAUGAUUGAAACUAUGCUGUGGGUUUGGGUGGACUAUCCCAAGAUUGAUGAAAUAAAAAUAUAAUGUGGA
Thunnus maccoyii (southern bluefin tuna) is the source of this 2277-nucleotide messenger RNA. It is a transcript of the gene npm1a, whose product is annotated as nucleophosmin 1a. Gene Ontology annotation, cellular component: ribonucleoprotein complex; nucleoplasm; centrosome. NCBI's taxonomy places the organism in Eukaryota, Metazoa, Chordata, Actinopteri, Scombriformes, Scombridae. Gene Ontology annotation, biological process: ribosomal small subunit biogenesis; ribosomal small subunit export from nucleus; ribosomal large subunit biogenesis. The coding region runs from base 100 to 1005 and encodes 301 amino acids. The record is from RefSeq and is a predicted model, not a curated record. The transcript has 11 exons. Gene Ontology annotation, molecular function: chromatin binding; RNA binding; histone binding.